GCCCAUUAGAAAGCCAUAUGUCAACAAAAACCGACGCGGUUUAUUAGGUAUAAUCGCGAUUUAUUAGGACCAAUGGUGACUACUCUCCUCUGCCCUAAUUGAUCCUCCUUCUCGCGACUAAAGUCCAGUUAUGUCAUCCGAACCAGAGUACUGCACGCGUGUGUUCUGGGACGUGGUGGAUUUCCCUUUUCCUAAGGGUCUUGCUCCUGAAACGAUUUACCACAGAAUGAAAUCAAUUCUCGAGAAGAUGGGUUGUAUUAACCAUUAUCUGUCAAUCAUGGCUUAUGUCAAUAAUUCGGAAACCUUCCCGGAUAAAACAGCCUAUGAGAAAGCCGGGAUUAACAUCGUUACUCAACCAGGUGAGUUAUUAAUCUCCUCCUGAUAAUAAUAAUGGUUUUUUUUUGGUUAUAAUAAUAAUAAUAAUAAUAAUCCUGCAUGGACGUACGUCAUCGUUUUAUGCUACGGGACAUGGCAUGGUGGGAUGCGGAUUCGGAUUUCCUCCCAAAUUUUGGCAAGAUUACUUUUAUGGUAAUCUUAAGUCAGAUUGAACCGAGUUUACUCGUUUUUGUCGAAGGCCUGAGAAAGGCAGGCUACAAGGUUCGGUUAGCAGUCCCUGAUGAAGAUACCUCCCUAUCAUCAUCACCCAAGCUGCUAGAUAAUACUGUUAGGUUCGAAUCUCUUUACAAAAGCCUAUUACAAGAUGACAUGAUGACACCAAUGACAAGAGAGGUUGUCGUCCCUCCUCUGUUUUAUCCUCCCAUCCAAACCAAUCCCCCGCCUCUAUAUUAUCCUCCCAUCCAAACCACCCUCUCGCCCUCUCCUCCCAAUCCCCAGAUAUACAACAGCCCAGGUGUCUUCUUGGACCUGCCGGAAUCCCUCCUGUUGGCUUCUGAUCCUUAUUGUAUUAGUUUCUAAAUUAGAAGGUACUUGUGUUUCGAUGAUGAGUUCUCAAUCAUGGCUUAUGUUGUUGAUACCGUAACCUCCUUCCCGGAAGGAUGGGUUGAUGCUUUUACAAGUCUCGGAAUCACCAUCAUUCCCCGACAAGCGGAACUAGGUGCUCGAGCUCAUAAAAUGUCACUGGACAUUGUUUUGUGGGCGUUGGAUAAUACUGCCACCUAUUUCCAACCAAGAGAUUUGUUUGUUUUCUCUGGAAAUGUCAAAGCAGGAACAGAUUUCUACAAUGCUCUUGAAGCUUUGCGUGAUAGAUAUUACAAUGUUCGUGUAGUACCUCAUCUCGAAACGUGUUGGCCUCAUCCCCAUCACCAAAUGUCUUUAGACCAUUGGCCGAAAGAGGUGGUUGUUGGUUUUUCCCAUGGAGUAGCUUCUUUGUCUAAGCAAAAUUUAAAAGUGUGCGGGGUAUUCGUCUUCUGGGAUGUCCAGGGUUGCCCAACCGAUUUAUCGGUUAUCCUCCAAGCUCUUCGCAAAAAAGGUUAUCGUGGCAAGGUGCUUUUAAUUCCUUACCUUGACAUGGAUUAUCAAGGAGAUGAGCUCUUUACGUAUGAUGGCUAUGCCUGUGUUCCCAGUAUCAAAGUCCAAGGGGAUAAAUACACAAAAGUUGCUAGGAUGUUGUUGGAUAUACUUUUCUGGGCAAUGAACCAUGAUAAUCAUGCACGAAAUUUGAUGCUUAUCUCACAGCCUUCAAAAGACAUCGACAUUUUUGUUCAAGCCUUGGAACGCAGAUUUUUCAAUGUUAUCUUUAAACCCUCCCAUGAGGUCGCCAUUGACCACCGCUUCGAGUCGCUUUGUAAAAGCCCACCACACCCUAACUCCCAGACCCCCCUAAAGUCACCAUGUCGGACGCUCACCGACUUGAGCCGAGAGCGCAAAUCGUGUCCGGUCCGCAUCUCCUGGUUGGUAGACACUUGCCCAUCUAAGCCAUCUGAUUUUUGUAACUUAUUCAGUUCAACUCUUGAGCUUAAAGGGUAUGGUGGUUUUGAGUCAGUGACAGCCUAUGUUGAAAAGGGAAAGACUUCUGAUGAAGUGAUCAAGGUCUGCACGAAGUCAGGACUUCAGGUGAGACUCACACCUGAUGGUGACGAAUUCGGGAAAUUCAAUUUGAUGGUAACGGACAUGAUUAACUGGACAUAUGCUUGUGGGCCCUAUAACUUUUUGGUUAUCUCCUCCAAACCCUUUAGAGAUGUCUUGUGCGACAGUGUCUUUGAAGAUCUUAAAAGCAGAGGAUGCAAUGUUCUCUUUGAGACGGUUGAUUACAUGCUCACGUUUGGAAGCACUCUAUGGUCUGCAAAAAGCUUAUCAGAUGCAAGUUUCAGCGACAGCUCACAAGCGCUUGCUUAGGUAGCAUUGACACUUCAUUUUAGCUAAGAGCAUGUUCAAUGGGGAACCCCUAAUUGGGUUCUUAAUGAAUAUUUAAGUAAUAAACUUAAAUUAAGAACUUUUGUUAAGAGACAAUGAUUUUGAAUGCUCCAAUGGUAAAACCUAAUUAAGGGUUCUUAAAA
Brassica napus (rape) is the source of this 2456-nucleotide messenger RNA. RefSeq lists its product as uncharacterized. The transcript has 6 exons. The record is from RefSeq and is a predicted model, not a curated record. The coding region runs from base 955 to 2295 and encodes 446 amino acids. NCBI's taxonomy places the organism in Eukaryota, Viridiplantae, Streptophyta, Magnoliopsida, Brassicales, Brassicaceae. Gene Ontology annotation, cellular component: peroxisome. Gene Ontology annotation, biological process: regulation of gene expression.